Molecule: messenger RNA, 2009 nt
Organism: Salvelinus fontinalis (brook trout)
Lineage: Eukaryota; Metazoa; Chordata; Actinopteri; Salmoniformes; Salmonidae
Product: 5-hydroxytryptamine receptor 6-like
Exons: 3
Coding region: 325-1776 (483 amino acids)
Biological process (GO): adenylate cyclase-activating adrenergic receptor signaling pathway
Cellular component (GO): membrane
Molecular function (GO): G protein-coupled serotonin receptor activity
Source: RefSeq, a predicted model, not a curated record
CUGGCUCCAAAGCUGAGAAGAAGCAGGACUAUUUGACACGAUGGAGAUAGGGAAACAGUGUUAGUACUUCUGAUCACUGUGUUAAGAGGAGAUUUUCACACUGAGGAGAGAGAAAUGACUCUCAGGCUCCUCUCUAACCUUGGGAAGGAUGUGGUGAAUGGAUGAUCAACACAGGACUUCAGUGGCUUCUCUUUAUUCUCCUCAAGUGUCAGGAAAGCUUUAGCGACACUAACAAGCACCAGAAGUCACAUACAUUUUGCGCUUCACAGCAACUUUUCGUGUUCACAGACUGGGAGAGGAACAGGGAAGCUCUCACAUUGACCAAUGUCAACUACCGCUAUGGGCGACUCUGCCUUAACUGGCCUAGAGGCAGCAGGUGUGGAUGCUGUUAACCCUUUAGGGAGCUCCAAUGGUAGCUUGUCCACGAGCAGUGCCUGGGGCAUCAGUGGCAGCGGUCCGUGGCUGUUGGCGUGCAUGUUAACCCUCAUCAUCCUGAUGACGGCUUGUGGAAACACUCUGCUGAUCACUCUGGUGUUUGCCCAGCGCUCCUUACGCAACACCUCCAACUGUUUCCUGGUGUCUCUCUUCCUGUCGGACCUGAUGGUGGCGCUGGUGGUGAUGCCGCCAGCCAUGCUCAAUGUGCUGUGCGGGGCCUGGGUGUUGUCGCCGGGCUUUUGCCCCGUGUGGCUCUGCUUCGACGUCAUGUGCUGCAGUGCCUCCAUUCUCAACCUAUGUGUGAUCAGCCUGGACCGCUACCUCCUCAUCAUCUCGCCUCUGCGGUACAAGCAGAGGAUGACCCUUCCCCGGGCCCUGCUUCUGGUGGGAGGGGCCUGGGGUCUGGCCGCCCUCGCCUCCUUCUUGCCCAUCAAGAUGAACUGGCACAGCUUGGGUCACCGAAGUGGCCAUUUCCCAAUGCACGGGGCUGGCAGUGCCAACAUCAGCACAUACCCAGAGCUAAGCUUGCGGUACCCCGCUUCCUACUUCCAACUGUCACCCUCCGAUGGCCUGUCCUUCCAGUGUCGUCUGCGGGUCACCCUGCCCUUUGCCCUGGUGGCAUCCGUCCUCACCUUCUUCCUGCCAUCCAGCGCUAUCUGCUUCACCUACUGUCGGAUUCUCCUUGUGGCACGAAGACAGGCAAGGCGAGUAGCGGCGCUAAGUCACCCUCCGUACCCGCAACAUUCGCCCAGGGGGCCUUCUCAGCCUCCCUCACCAGGUGGGGGCGCCGCGGGACAUGCUCACCAUGACAGAGAAGACUACAGUCAUCAGGAGCGCUCUAUGUCACGCCAAGUACCGAUGUCAGUGAACAGCGAGCGGCGGCUGGCCCACAGGCAGGGUCGGAGGGCAGUGAAGGCCAGUCUGACUCUGGGAGUCCUGCUGGGCCUCUUCUUCAGCGCCUGGCUGCCCUUCUUCAUCACCAACAUGGCCCAGGCGGUAUGCGAGUGUGUUCCCCCGACACUCUUCGAUGCCAUCACUUGGCUGGGCUACUGUAACAGCACCAUGAACCCCAUUAUCUACCCGCUGUUCAUGCGUGACUUCAAACGGGCCCUGGGGCGACUGCUGUCCUGCUGCUCUACCCGCUCGCCCCGCAGACCCUCGCCGGAGCUCUCCCUCUGCAACUCUGGUGAGCCCAACCUGCCCACAGAGCCCCCCUCCCUGGCUUCCGAUCCCCGACAGCCCCCCGCCACCGCCACAGACGCCGUCAACUUGUAUGACGCAGAGCAUGCUGGGAUUGAGCUGCCCUUGCUGCUGCCUAAUCAGGUGGACACGCUGGACUGAAGGGGAUGAUGAAGAAGAGAGCAUGAACAGAUGCUGUGUUACAUACUAACGUAUGACCACCCAGAGUAGAGGAUGGGAAACAUGGCUGAGGGGAAAGGUUGGUUGGAGGAAGGUGUGUCUUGUUGGGGUUGGUAGCAAGAUGGAAAAAUUAUCUAGGUGUAAUUUAGCAUACAGGGCAGGAGUGGAUGAGGAAGAGCUAAACACUGAGAUAACCAUAAUCCCCAACAGAUGGA